Molecule: messenger RNA, 1614 nt
Organism: Drosophila willistoni
Lineage: Eukaryota; Metazoa; Arthropoda; Insecta; Diptera; Drosophilidae
Product: tether containing UBX domain for GLUT4
Exons: 2
Coding region: 101-1543 (480 amino acids)
Molecular function (GO): protein binding
Source: RefSeq, a predicted model, not a curated record
GCCGGUCAAGACAAAAACAAAAACAAACAGGGAGAAAAGUCAAGUCACGACACAACAAAAUCAAUUUGAUUAAAUUUGAUUCGAAUCAGAGCAGCGGCAAAUGGAAAAGCGUGUUACUGUGCUGAUGCCAAACGGGCGUCGUCAGAAUGUGUCUGUGUCGGCCAAUAUGACGUUGUUGGAGAUCCUGGAGACUUCCUGCAAAAAGCAUGGUUUCGACAGCGAGGAGCACUGCCUAAAGUUUCACAACAAGCCCGUCAGUCUAACACAGCAAUUCCGUUUCAGCGGCUUGCCAAACAACUGUGUGCUGGAAAUGGAGCCCACGGAAAGGCGUCGUCCAGCUACCAAUGUCGUUGUCUGCAUACAACUGGUUGAUGGAUCGAGGGAGCAGGGCGAGUUUGCUCCCAGCGCAACGGUUUGGGAGGUAGUGCAACAGCUCCAUUCCUCGAAUGUAAGAAAUUACGAUAGUCCAGUGAUUAUUUACAUGCGUAGUGAGGUAAUUGGCAAGAAUAACAUGGAGCAGACGACCUUAAAAUCGCUGGGCAUACUUGAAGGUCGAGCCAUGAUGAGAUUGAUUGACAAAAAACCGGAAGAUCUGAAAAAGCAGGCGAAUGUAUACAAGCCGCAUGAGACCAAAGCGAAGUCAAGGGAUGAAGAUGACCAACCUAGCACUUCACGGUCUGCCAUGGGAUCUAAUGGUGGGGCCAGUAGCGGAGGUGGCGGUGGUUUCGCUCUAACAAGCAAUAUGCUUAAAUCAUUAAAGCGUAAAGAUCCAGAGGACAGUAAAGAGGAUGAAAAAUCUUCCAGUAAUCAGCCUGAGGCCAAGGCUGUGGUCACGGAACCCGAACCACGCAAGUACGAUUGGGGCAGUGGCUCCGGGUAUUUAAUGCAACAUCAAUCGAAUCAAAUGCAGCUUGACGAUCCUGACGAGAGCCCUGAAGAAGUUCCACCAGUUGUCAAUGUAAUUGGGCCACGCCAUGCAAUCCUCUUUUCCUUGGAUGAUACUAAAAAGCCAGAAAAUGAAUUACCUGAUUCCUUUUUCGACCUCACUGUUCAUGACCUGAAAAUGGUGCUGCGAGACCUGAAGCGCACCUCGACGGGCGAUGAAGAUGCUCCCCUUCUGACGGCAAAGUUGAGGGAGCUGGAACGUCAGAAAACCAUGCUAAGCAAGCUAAACCAAUACAAGGAUUGUGUGCUUCGUAUUCAGUUUCCUGAUCGCUAUGUACUACAAGGGAUUUUCAAGCCCCACGAAUCACUUGCCAAAGUGGAAGAGUUUGUGCGAGAAUUUCUGGCCAAUACCACUGAGGAAUUUCAUUUAUUUACCAUUCCGCCAAAGAAGAUUUUGCCAAGCAAUGAAACUCUUCUAGAGCUGAAUUUGGUACCGAAUGCUGUUGUCCACUUUGGUUAUCUUACGGAUAGUCUUAAUGCGGAAAAUCAUCGUUUCGUACAAGAGAAGUUUAUCAAGGAGCUGACAUCAGAGGAGGGAGCACAUUAUGCAGUGCAAAAGUAUCGCCUCACCCGAGGGGUCACUGUCGGAGCUAGUUAAUAGUAAAUAAGUUGGAAUGGAAUUAAGUGAACAGUCUGCGUGAUAUUAAAUGAAUCCGCUUUAUUUCUAUA